AUGGCUUGUGCUCUGCAGCUGAUAAAUCGGUACAACCGAUACGUUUACAUGAUCGUGACGACGUUGCUCUCUUGCAUCCGACACGCGGAAUUCGAACGAGCCGUGGUUGUCGCUCGCAAAUUCGAUGAUUUAAUACGACAUUAUAAUAAUUGGUGCACCGAUAAUAAACGAACGAAUAACUGUACGCAAUGGUUGAUUAUAUCAGGGAUUUUUGUCUCUUGGACAUCCAUUGCCAUAGCAGUAGCAUUUGCUGUGCCUGGAGUAGUGCCUUUGUAUAUAUUUGCGAUACAAAUCACAAUGCGAAUUACAUUCUCGAUGGAGGUUGCGAAAUUUUAUUUCCUGUACGAUGCAUUGUGUCGCAGAUUUUGCCGCAUCAAUGGACUGUAUCGCAAACUGACUGGAAUGGGUGUCGGCAUCUAUAUCGCAUCUGCAAUGCACAUUAAUCGUCUUACAAUCUCGAAUCUUCAACAGUUGCACAGCUGUUUAAUGGAUGCAACACAUCAUUUGAAUUCUUAUUAUAGUCCGCAGUUAUUUUUUUGGAUCAUAUGCAUGGAAAUAGACAUUGCAACGUUUAUCUUCCUCAAUUUAUAUGAAAUAGUAAUCGCCAUGACUUGCAUUCAAUUUAUUAUAAUGUUAUAUUUUAUACUACAAUUUAUCUCUAUUUGUUACAUUUGUCAAGUAACAUGUUAUCAAGUACGUAUAUUUGAUGGUCUCCUUGACGAGCGAAAUGAUUGUUUUAAUACCAAUUUUAAUAAAAUAUUUUAG
Messenger RNA from Camponotus floridanus (Florida carpenter ant), 765 nucleotides. RefSeq lists its product as uncharacterized. Bases 1 to 765 code for a protein of 254 amino acids. NCBI's taxonomy places the organism in Eukaryota, Metazoa, Arthropoda, Insecta, Hymenoptera, Formicidae. The record is from RefSeq and is a predicted model, not a curated record. The transcript has 2 exons.